This is a messenger RNA of Ostreobium quekettii, 3561 nucleotides long. NCBI's taxonomy places the organism in Eukaryota, Viridiplantae, Chlorophyta, Ulvophyceae, Bryopsidales, Ostreobiaceae. The record is from the annotation of a GenBank genome assembly.
AUGACGGGAGGCAACGGGGGCCCGGUGGCGGAGGGAGGGGAUGAGAAUGGCGGGGCACCAAGGCUGGACCAUCUUGCCGCUCACCAGGAGAAAUUUCAGGUGGAUGGCUUCUACAAGGCCCUGCAGCGGGGUGGGAGCAAGCUGUCUCGCAUCUUCUCCCUCAGGCCGCCCAAGGGCGGCCAGGCCGCGGGGGCGCCAGGGGAUUUCAGCUUGGAGGACAUGUUGAUGUUUUCUCCGGACCCAAUUCCAACGUCCCUUCUAAAGCUAAGCAAUGACUACGCAAGCAGGGCUGUGAAGAUGUUCAGUGGGAUCCUGAAGUACAUGACGCGGGGCCAUGAAUUCGCCUCGGAGCAGCAGCGCAUAGAGAUCAUUCAGAAGCUGCUUCACCAGGGUCUCAAACGCCCGGAGCUUAAGGAUGAGUUGUACAUGCAGCUCGUCAAGCAGACACGGGGCAAUCCGACUGUUGAAGGCAGGAUGAGAGUGUGGGAGUUGUUCAAUAUUGUGGCCUCCACCAUGCCACCAUCCAAGGAUUUUGUGGGAGUGGUGUCGGAACACAUCCACUCUUACACGGAGAGUGCUCAGGAGGAUGCUGGUGUAAAGGACCUUGCUUUCAAGGCCUGGAAUGCGUUGAAGAGGUCUGCAAAGGCUGGGGCUCGCACAACGCUGCCUUCCGUGGAGGAGAUUGAGGUGUUGCUGAAGAACCGUCGCCUGACGUGCAUUGUCUUCUUCCUGGAUGAGACUUUUGAGGAGCUGUCCUACAACAUCACAACAACCGUGCUGGAGGCUGUGGAACAGCUGGCCAGCAUCAUCAAGCUCCAAAACUACUCCACCUUUACCCUGUUUGAAUGCCGCAAGCCACCUGGACCCAGGGGCCCUGACGAUGUGCUGGCGGAUGAGCACAUGAUGCUGGACGACAACAGAUACAUAGCAGACAUUCUGUUUGAGUUCAAGAACUCGAAGGCUGCGAGGGAGGGCUUUCAGAGCAAGUUGCUGCUGAAGAAGAGGAUGUUCAGGGAAACAGAUGAGACGAUCACUGAGCCUCAAUUCGUCAACCUGUCAUAUAUCCAAGCGCAGUACGACUACCUCAUGGGCAACUAUCCUGUGGUGCGGGAAGAUGCAGCCCAGCUGUGUGCACUGCAGAUGCAGGCAGAGUAUGGAUCUUCAUUGAUGGACAGUGAAGACGAAGUCGCCAUUGCUAUCGAGAAGUACAUCGCAAAGCAGGCACUGGUUACGCGAUCCCGUGAUGAGUGGCGACAGGAUGUGAUGUGCCGUUACCGCUCCCUUGAGCAGUUCUCCAAGGAAGAUGCACGUCUGCAGUUCCUGCGCAUCUUGAGGAGCCUCCCAUAUGGCAACUCCAUUUUCUUCUCUGUGAAGCGCAUUGAGGACCCAAUCGGCUUGCUGCCAUCCAAGUUGGUCCUGGGCAUCAACAAGCGUGGUGUGCACUUCUUCCGCCCUGUGCCCAAAGAGUACCUGCACUCUGCAGAGCUGCGCGACAUUAUGCAAUUUGGCUCGAGCACCCAGGCCGUGUUUUUCAAGAUGAGGGUUGCGGGUGUUCUGCACAUUUUUCAGUUUGAGACCAAACAGGGGGAGGAUAUUUGUCUGGCUCUCCAGACGCACAUCAAUGAUAUCAUGAUGAAGAGAUACUCAAAGGCCAAGGCCAUGGCUGCUGCUGAAGGCAAGCAGGUGGCUCGGGACAGUGGGCCCAAGUACGAGAAGCAUGUCAACCAGAUGCAGAAGAUGCUGGAGGACUCCACCAAGCAGAUCGAGGAGCUGCAAAAGCGAGAGGAGGAGAUGCGGCGCCAGAAGGAUAAAGUCGCAGAGGAGCUGGAGGAGGCCAUGGAACGGCUCAAGGCAGAGGAGGACGCCUGUGCUGAGGUGCUGGACCUCAAGGGCAAGCAAGAGAAGGAGCUCAAGGCACUGGAGGAACAGCUGGUGCAGGCCAGGGAGGAGCUUGGGGCUGCAGAGGCUGUGAAGGCCGCUGCCGUGGAUGCCGCUAAGGAGGCAGCGGAUGCUGCAAAGGUUAAGGAGCUGGAGAUUGGCAUACAGAAGAAAUGCGAGCACCUCCAGCAGCUGAACGACAGGGUCCAGUCUCUUGAAAAGCAGUACAAGCAGGCCUCCAAGGAGAAGGAUCUCAUGGAAAAGAAGAUGCAGCGGCUGGAGAAGUCUCGGGAAGCUGAGACACAGGAGCUGAGGGAGAAGCUGGAUGUGGCGCAGGGCACUGUUUCUGAACAGAUGGAGGAAAAGGAGGCCAAGAUAAUGGAUCUGAUGGAGGAACUUGGAAAGAUGGAGGAGCUGUACCAGGCCAACAAGCAUGAGCUCGAGCAGAUCCGAACAGACCUCAAUGAGCUGGAGGACCUUAGGGAGAUGAAGGCGGAUGUGGAACGAAAAGAAAAGCAGCAGAAGGCCAUUAUUGGAAACCAGAUGAAGAGGCUUGAUGAGUUGCAGGUUCUGCACAAGGAUGAACAGAUGCUCAGGAAGAGGUACAUGAGCAUGAUGGAGGAGAUGCAGGGUAAAGUGCGUGUCCACAUGCGCAUCCAGCCCAGUGAGGAAGCAGUUAACGCUGUGGAGGUGGUUGAUGAGUUCACCAUCACACAGACAGCAGCUGUGGCAGAGGAGGGUGAGAUGGGCAACGAGUACGCCUUCGAUCAGGCUUAUGGACCAGCAGACAGCAAUGAAAAGGUGUUUGAGAAUGUAAAGCACUCUGUGGAGCAUGCCAUCGAUGGCUUUAAUACCUGCGUGGUGGCGUGGGGCCUCUCGGGUUGUGGCAAGACGACAACCCUGUUUGGGUCGAGUGGCAAGGAUGGACUUGUGCAGACAUCGGCCCACAAGCUGUAUCAGGUGGUGCGGAAGAGGGCCAAGAAGUACAAGUACAGUGUGAAGUUGUCCAUGAUGAAGGUGGCCAACGAGGAGAUUGUUGACCUCCUUGUGCCUCCCAAUCAGGGGCGGCGCAGGCUGGAUGUGAAGAAAGACUGGAAGGGGGUAACAGUCGUCUUUGGGGCACAGUCGCUGUCUGUGGCAUCAGAGGCUGAACUCGUCCAGGGGAUGGUGAGUGCCAUGAACAAUGUGCCUCCAGGCCAAGACCCCUCCGACUCUGCGCUGGUGAUAAGUUGGCACAUCGAAGGCGAGAACAUAGAGACGCAGUCUGUUUCCAAGGGAAGGCUCACCAUCUAUGACCUCCCAGGAUGUGACAGGGACCUGCCGUGCAUCAACGCCCUCCACAGCGUGGUGGAAGCCGUGGAGAAGAACAAGCCUGUCAUCCCCUACACCGCCAGCCCCCUCACCAUGCUCAUGAGCGACUGCUUGGGUGGCAACGCGAAGACCCUCAUCCUGAUGCACGUGCUCCCAGGUACUGGUGCCUGGCCGGCCACGGAGGCCUGUCUGCAGUUGGGCCUCAAGAUGCGCAACAUCAAGAAUGGGGCACACAAGAAUGAGGUCAAUCGCGAUAUACUGAAACUGCAGAAGGUGCUGGAUUCGUGGAAGGAGCAGGCGGGCCUGCCACACCACCUCUUUGAGGCAGUGGACCUGCUGGAGAUAACGGACUCCAGGGAAACUCCGGAGUGA